Messenger RNA from Xyrichtys novacula (pearly razorfish), 2905 nucleotides. NCBI's taxonomy places the organism in Eukaryota, Metazoa, Chordata, Actinopteri, Labriformes, Labridae. The record is from the annotation of a GenBank genome assembly.
AUGGUUGGUUUCAAGAGCACAGAUGUGACCCCUUCAGCUGCUGUUAAGGUCUUUUCAGCUGGAACUGCUGGCUGUGUGGCUGAUCUGGUCACUUUCCCCCUGGACACAGCCAAAGUCAGACUGCAGGUGAGCGAACAAAGGGUCAGAGGUGACUCAAAUUCAAACAAGUAGCUGGUCUUUGAAAACAUUUGUUUUUUGUCCUAUUUUUCUACCUGGUCUUUUGCAGCUAUGUCACUUUAUUUUGUAUGUUGAAUACCAGACUUCACGCAGUUCGAGGUUACUUAUCUCUGGAGCUUAAAUACUGAAUUUUGCUCAGUGUAAACAGAAGAGCAAAUGUCAUUUUUAAAUUCCAUAUCUAACAUUCAUUCAAUAUAUUCCAGAUUCAGGGUGAAGCCAAGCCCCUCAUCAGAGGCCAGAGGGCGAAAUACAGAGGCGUGUUUGGCACCAUCUUCACCAUGGUGAAGACCGAGGGUCCGACCAGCCUGUACAGUGGGCUGGUGGCGGGACUGCAGAGACAGAUGAGCUUUGCUUCAGUCCGUAUCGGCCUGUACGACACCAUGAAGCAGUUCUACACCAGGGGCUCAGAGAGUAUGUGUUUAAAUGUUUUAACAGAUUGAUAAAUAUGCCGUUUAAAUAAUCAUAACAUCUAUUUUUAUCAGCAAGUUCAGAGCAGUAACCAUUUUUUCUAGUGGUUAUAUAUAAUCGUACACAAGCUGAGGUACUUUUUGUGACUUUGUUUAUGAGAUAAUUACAGUGGCAAUAAAGUAUUGGAUUAUUUUCUCUUAGCUGUAACCAUAUUUAUGUGUAAAAUUAGGCAUUUCUAUCAUGUAGACACAACACUUUAAUGGGUUGCUCUGACCAGUUACAGUAUAUCAAUCUAUUAAGGGAGUACUUUGAGACCGCACUGCCCCUACAUGUCAGAAACAAACUACAUAAGGUUGUAGUAAAAUAAGAAUCCUGAUCAUGUUGCUGCAAACAGAAAGUAUACGUGAAUGCAAAUCUUUACAGAUCAACGUCAGAACUGGUUUGACAGAAAUUCAGCUCCAGGAAGAUGGAAGAUAUAUAGAGCACAGGGCAGAUUCCUUUUCCAUGAACAGAUGUGUGUUUAUGCCGGGGGCUUACCUACAACACAUCCAUCAGUACAGUGUCAUUAUCUUUACACAUCAGUCAAGUCUAGAGCUGAAUCCUACAUCCACUGUCCCAUUUUCUUGUAGAAAACAAGUAAAACCAGUUAAGACAACAAGCUGCAGGGUUUGCUUUUAACUUUUUAGUCAUUGUAAACAACAUCCUUCUGUCCAGGCACAGCCUAAAUGACACUCUAAAAUCAGAAGUUAUGUGCUGUUGUUUAAACUUUUCCUGGUAUUUGUGUCAACUUGCUUAAAACUAAAAUUGAUUAAAUGUUUAAUACUCAUUGGUUGUAUCACAGAUGUAGGAAUCGGGACCCGGUUGCUAGCGGGCUGCACCACAGGAGCGAUGGCGGUGGCCCUCGCCCAGCCCACUGAUGUGGUGAAGGUUAGGUUUCAGGCUCAGGUCCGCCUACCUGAAAACGGCUCGGUGAAGAGGUACAACAGUACGAUUGAAGCCUACAAGACCAUAGCCAGGGACGAAGGCUUCAAAGGACUCUGGAAAGGUACGUGACAGCAUUUUAAAGUAUUGUUGAAUUUAUGACGAGUGUGACUCUAAAACCACAGAAGGACUCCAAACAUCAACAUCAUGUCUAUGCAACAACUGUUUAGUUAAAUAAUGAACUUGAAUACUCCAUAAUCACACGACGAAUGCUGACAUUGCAGUGCUUUCAACCAUUGCGCCCACCCACUCACACCUUAUUAUUAGCAUUAAAUAACUGAUUUAAAUUAUUGUUUGAAAUAAAAUCCUAAUGAUUAGAGCCGAAAACAUGAUUGAGAAAAAUUACAUUGGCAUGUAGUUUGAGUUUAAACUCAGGCUCAUGUCCCAUCUGUUCACAUGGAGAAGGUCGGGCUUCAUAAGCUACACUACAGCCAGUGAGUUACAAGGAGCAUCAAACGUUUUGUCUUCACUUUUGAGGACUUGUCUUGUCGUCCAUCAUUUUACACAGUCUAGCAAAACAUACCUCUGAAAGCCACACUGGCAUAACACACAAUAGAACCUCUGAUAGUAAUAAUGUUGCAUUUUGGGUAAUGUAGGCAGCAGUUUUUCCACAAGGAAGAGGAAUAUGCACAAUCAAUAACUUAUUUGUACUUAUUUUAACUGUUUUUUAUCUGCUAUGGUUCAGCUGUUGUGGAUUUGUUAUGUGGAUUUUUUUAAGGUUCAUAUCGUAUAAUUAUAUCUUUUCAAAUAUUAAGGUUGCCUACCAAACAUCACUCGUAAUGCCAUCGUAAACUGUGCCGAGCUGGUGACCUAUGACAUUAUCAAAGAGCAAAUCCUGAAGUACGACCUCAUGACAGGUGAGCAAACCUUGCACACUCUUUCUCGCUGUUUUUUAUUUUUCUUUUAAUUUUUUAAUGACCCCUAAUUACUCAAUAAAUAUUUGUUGUCCACAGACAACAUGCCGUGUCACUUCACAGCGGCCUUCGCAGCAGGUUUCUGCACCACCAUCGUAGCGUCUCCAGUGGAUGUGGUGAAAACACGCUACAUGAAUUCAGUACAAGGGCAGUACAGCGGUGCUUUGAAUUGUGCCUUCACCAUGCUGAUAAAGGAGGGGCCUACAGCUUUCUAUAAGGGGUAUGUUGUCUUAGUCGCAAAAGAGGAAUUUUAAUAAGAGUCAAAACAAUAAAGAAGUUACAACAUCACUUCUUCUCAUCCUCUUUCUAGAUUUGUGCCAUCUUUUCUCCGUCUGGGCUCCUGGAACAUUGUCAUGUUUGUGAGCUUCGAGCAGAUUAAGAGAGCUGUGAUUAGAUGUCAGCAGUCCUGGGAGUCUCCGCUCUGA